Messenger RNA from Meleagris gallopavo (turkey), 1138 nucleotides. NCBI's taxonomy places the organism in Eukaryota, Metazoa, Chordata, Aves, Galliformes, Phasianidae. The record is from RefSeq and is a predicted model, not a curated record.
UGUGCGCUGUGCCCGCAGUCCUCCAAACCCAUCAUGGAGAAGCGACGGCGGGCGCGCAUCAACGAGAGCCUGGGACAGCUGAAGAUGCUCAUCCUGGACGCGCUGAAAAAAGACAGCUCACGGCACUCCAAGCUGGAGAAGGCUGACAUCCUGGAGAUGACGGUGAAGCACCUGAGGAACCUCCAGAGGGCACAGAUGGCCGCUGCUCUCAGUGCUGACCCCAGCGUGCUGGGCAAAUACCGGGCUGGUUUCAAUGAGUGCAUGAACGAGGUGACGAGGUUCCUGUCCACGUGUGAGGGGGUGAAUGCUGAUGUGCGAGCCCGCCUGCUGGGCCACCUCUCUGCUUGCCUGGGGCAGAUCGUGGCCAUGAACUACCUGCCACCCCCUCCUGCUGGCCAACCUGCACAUCUGGCUCAACCUCUGCACGUCCAACUGCCUCCUACCACCACCGGAGCGGUGCCGGUGCCGUGCAAGCUGGAACCAACCGAAGCUCUUUCCCCUAAAGUCUAUGGGGGUUUUCAGCUCGUUCCAGCCACCGAUGGUCAAUUUGCCUUCCUCAUCCCCAACCCGACGUUCCCACCUGGCUCUGGACCGGUUAUCCCACUCUACGCCAACGCCAACGUCCCAGUGUCCAAGUGGAGGCUCUGGGAACGCAUCCAGCACCCCAUCAGCAUCCCCUGUGCAGGGUUUGACAUCAUUUGGGCACAGGUGGUGCCCGCAUCCCAGGCAGGCAGCCCUAUUGCUGAGCGCAGGGAGUCCGUCUGGAGGCCGUGGUGACCAAUCCCACCCCUCAUCCCAAAAACUCUGCUUUGGCUCCGUUCUAUGGAGCCCUGUUGUGGUUGUUGCAUUUUCCUAAGCAGAUUUCAACAUGAGGAAAAAGGGGGGGGGGAAAAAAAAGGACCUCGCUAGGAACUCGCUAUUUAUUAUUCUCAGAGGUUGGGAUCUCGAUUUGUAUUUUUACUCCUUGAAAUGCCUUUAUUGAGAUUACUUUUUUUUUUUUUAAUUAAGGAGAAAUAAAUGAGAAAUAGUUUUGUAACAAAGAACUCAAAGUAUGAUGCCAAAGUUGUUUGUAUCCCGUCGGUCCGUGCGUGUGUUGCGUGUGCCUGUGUUGGAGACCUCCAAAAAAAGAACAAAAUAA